Molecule: messenger RNA, 1086 nt
Organism: Paramuricea clavata
Lineage: Eukaryota; Metazoa; Cnidaria; Anthozoa; Malacalcyonacea; Plexauridae
Source: the annotation of a GenBank genome assembly
AUGUUUACAAAUCAAACAUACAAUGGUACAUGGAGUAACAGUGAUUGGAUGAAAUAUGUUGCAUUUCUGAAACAAGUUGAGCUAGCACAGAAAAUAAUAUUAAUCUUUAUUGCCAUUCUUACAAUUCUGGACAAUACUUUGGUCUUGGUAGUGACCUGGAGAGAGAAAAGUCUUCAUCAACCAAACAAAUAUUUUAUUGCUUUCCUGGCAGUUGCUGAUCUUUUGGUUGGUAUCUUUUUAGACCCACUGAAGACGAACCAACUCUUCGACGACUCUGAAUCGCGAUAUACUGUAUCCAUUCAUCUAUGUCGUUUUACGGUGUGGAUAGAUAGCUUCGCGCUAGCAGCAUCGAUUUUGAGCUUAGCGUUUAUUAGUUUUGAUCGUUAUCUCAAAAUCAGCAAACCUCUUCAGUAUAAGUCCAAAAUGACUACUUCUAAAUCAUUGAAAAUAAUUUUUAGCAUUUUGUUGGCUUCAAUUGCUUUUGCCACCUACUCCGCCACUCCUUAUUCAGGAAGCUAUGGAAUUCUCUUGAUGGAUAACAAUUUAAAUAAUUAUUGCCCAUCCGAUGAUAAUAAAGAAAAUCAGUUCUAUACUUUCUUAUCAGUCGGGUUCUUUCUAUCUACUGUGGUCAUACUGGUUAUGUACGCUCUCAUCUUUGUUAUUGCUCACAAAAGACAAACCAUGCUGCGAAACGGCGAACUGGAUCAAACUUGGAAUGAUCGGAACCAACGAAGUGCCUUUCUUCAAGAUCUUAAGGUUAUCCGAAUGUUGUUGGUCAUCGUGGGAGUGUAUAUACUUUGCUGGUUUCCUUUCGUGAUUUAUAAUUUAUUGGAAUUCUACGAUCCGUAUAUUAUUGAUUGGGAAAGCACAUCAUUAAACUACCAGUAUUCGAUCAACAUAUCAGUAAUGAUAGUCGACCUGCUGCCGUUAGUGAACAGCCUCUGCAAUCCAAUAAUUUAUGCCUGCCUGGACCAAAAAUACAGACAGGCUUUCAAAAAUCUGUUUUCAAAAAUGGUGUAUCGGUCAAGCGCACAAAGUCGACAACCACAAAUUGGAAUAGAGUUACGUCCUGCGAGAACAAGAUAA